CUUUCUUCUAACGUUCAAUUCAUGUGAAAUGUCCAUCCCAACCCAUUUCACUACAUAAUUCGAAUUGAGAUAUCCGCGGCCUGUUGGUCCCUGAUCACUACUCUGCAACUACUAGAGUGAAAGUUCAUGGGUCUCAUGUAUCUGCAUUUUCUGCUGCUUCUGCUUUUCUCGGGGAAGGCAGUGUCCCGCAACAUUGUCAAGACUCUACCAGGUUUCUCUGGUGAACUACCCUUUAAGCUUGAAACUGGAUAUGUGAGCGUGGGUGAUAUAGAGUUCUUCUACUACUUUGUGGAGUCUCAAGGCAACCCUGGAGCUGACCCUCUUAUUCUUUACAUGAAUGGAGGCCCUGGUUGUUCUGGUUUGAAUGGCUUCUUUUAUCAAGUUGGCCCAGUAGUUUUCAACACUACAGAUUAUACUGGAGGUAUACCAACGUUGCUACCUUACCCUCGCUCAUGGACUAAGACGGCCAACAUAAUAUUUGUAGAUGCACCUGUGGGUACUGGCUUCUCCUAUGCAACAACGUCCCAAGCCUACACCACCUCAGACACAUUGUCCGUCAUUCAGACUCUUGGGUUUUUGAGAAAUUGGUUGAAUGAUCACCCGGAUUUCAAGUUGAAUCCACUCUUUAUUGGGGCUGAUUCCUAUUCAGGCCUAAUUGCUCCCAUCAUUGCUCAGGAAAUAAUGGAUGGAAAUGGAGUUGGAGAAGAACCCCACAUUAAUCUCAAAGGAUAUUUGAUCGGAAGCCCUCAUACUGAUACGACCAUUGAAUUGAAUUCAAGAAUCGUAUAUGCUCACCGGAUGGCACUUAUAUCAGAUGCACUCUAUGAGGCUGCCAAAACAGGUUGCAAUGGCAGGUAUGUUGAUAUAGAUCCCUCCAACGCAAAAUGUGUAGAAGCACUUGAAUCUAUCUCACUGUGCAUAGAGCAAGUAAGUCUCCAGGAUAUUUUGGAGCCUAAAUGUUCCUUCAUAUCCCCAAAGCAAAACAAAGAAAUUAGAAGAUCUCUCCGGGAGAAUUCAAGAAGUUUUCUCCUUCCAUCACAAUAUAGAACUGGCAAUGAUUGGUGUCGGAAUUUCGAGCAUUCGCUCUCUGAUAUAUGGGCGAACUACAAAAGCGUCCAAGAUGCCCUUUACAUUAGACCGGGAACAGUGGAAGAAUUUUUUAGGUGCAACAGUAGCCUAUCUUAUACUGAGAAUGUCAAUAAUGUGUUUGGCUAUCAUAAAAACCUCACCAACUCAGGCCUGCGAGUCUUAGUUUUCAGUGGUGAUCAUGACAUGGUUAUUCCACAUGUUGGCAUCGAGCAAUGGAUAAAAUCUCUCAAUAUUUCUUUAGGCAGUGAUUGGCGACCGUGGUUUGUGGAUGGUCAAAUUGGAGGGUACACAAGGAAGUAUGUCAACAAGGCCUAUAGCUUAACAUAUUCAACUUUAAAGGGAGCUGGCCAUUCACCCACUGAGUACAGACGUAGGGAAAGUUAUGAGAUGUUUUAUAGGUGGAUCCACCAUUAUCCUCUCUAGUCUUUCCAUUUAUAUCCCUUUUUCUCUCCACAUUAAUUACCCAGCUUCAAUGAAAGUUUUGCUGUACUCAUGUUAGCUGCCCAUGGGAGAAAUUUGAGCACUGGUACUGCUGGAAUUGAAAGACUAAUUAAAGAAGGAUCAGACUUUCUAUGGAUGAGAUGAUGCUUAGAAGGUUCUUAA
Molecule: messenger RNA, 1692 nt
Organism: Vitis vinifera (wine grape)
Lineage: Eukaryota; Viridiplantae; Streptophyta; Magnoliopsida; Vitales; Vitaceae
Product: serine carboxypeptidase-like 17
Exons: 14
Coding region: 127-1512 (461 amino acids)
Biological process (GO): proteolysis; secondary metabolic process
Molecular function (GO): acyltransferase activity, transferring groups other than amino-acyl groups; serine-type carboxypeptidase activity
Source: RefSeq, a predicted model, not a curated record